Molecule: messenger RNA, 1614 nt
Organism: Candidozyma auris
Lineage: Eukaryota; Fungi; Ascomycota; Pichiomycetes; Serinales; Metschnikowiaceae
Exons: 1
Coding region: 1-1614 (537 amino acids)
Biological process (GO): proteolysis
Molecular function (GO): aspartic-type endopeptidase activity
Source: RefSeq, a predicted model, not a curated record
AUGCUUUCUCUUCUUACCCUUCUUUCCAUCGCUUGCACUUUUGUCCACGGCUUGUAUAUUCCCGACAACCAGGGACACGGAGCUUCCAAACAAAGUGAUGCCUCAAACAAAGACUCUGGCGUGGAGGCCACAGCAGUUUCUUUGAAUUUUGCCGUCACCAAGAGGCACCGUGAAGCAAGUGACUUCUGGCCCAGAAUGGUGGAGGGCAUCGAAAAACGCCAUUUCAAAAGAGACAAGGAGGUGGCCUUGACAAAUUACCAAGACGUCAUCUACCACAUUGACGUGAAUGUGGGCAACUCCAAGUGUACGGUUUCCUUGGACACCGGGUCGUCAGACUUGUGGGUGUGGGGCUCGCAGGGCAAAGGUGAAGGUGGUCAGUACGACACAUCCUCGGGAAAGAACACCGGUCAGAAAUUCGAGAUCUCGUAUUUGGACUCCACAGCUGCCUCGGGUAAUUAUUAUACGGACAGCUUUGGCUUUGACGGAGAGACCUUGUUAAAGGAUUUCCAGUUUGGGGUGGUGACCGAUUCCAACGACGACAGUUUUGGUAUUUUGGGCAUCGGCAACAAGGACCAGGAGGCAUCCACCAAGAACGGCGGAUCAACCUACGACAAUUUGCCUUUCGCUUUGAAGAGCGCCGGCGUCAUCAAGAGUGCAGCUUACUCCUUGUGGUUGAACGGCGGAGGCCAGAACAAAGGCACUAUUUUGUUUGGCGGCAAGGAUGAAUCAAAGUAUUCCGGAGACUUGGUCACGUACCCAGUGGACAGCAGCACUUCUGGUUUGGCCAUUCAGAUGAGCUCCAUGAGCAUUGACGGUAAGUCCUUCAACGUCGGUGCACCAGUGCUUUUGGACUCAGGUACCACGGGUGGUAUCCUUCCAAAGGAGAUUAUGGACUAUUUCGAUGAGAUUUUCCACCCAAACAAGGUGACGCCUUCUAACGGUCUUGUUGAGCGUUACGUGGACUGCAAGCAGCCCACUGACAAGUUCAUCGAGUUUGAUUUUGGCAAGAACAAGAUUCGGGCAUCGUACCAAGAUGUUGUGAUGAAGUUUGCCGAGAACAAGUGCAUGUUGGGCUUCACUGAUUACCAGGACCGCUACAUUUUGGGUGACGCUUUCUUGAGAAACGCCUACGUCUACUAUGAUCUCGACAAGCAGGAGAUCUCUCUCGCGCAGUCAAAGAACAGCGGCUCGAGCAACGAUCCUGCUCCAUCUCCAGGAUCCAACUCCACCAGCUCCAUCCAGAGCGCAGCACCAACUUCGCUUACUUCUCCCACUGCAAACGGCACCUCCACGGCCCCUCCAACGGGCUCUUUCAACGGUGCAUCCACCGCCACUGAGCCAGCUCCCUCUGAGUGGGAGUACCCUGGGGCCAACCCAACAAAUGGUCAAGCCUUCCCAGCACCUACUGGAGGUGAAAGUCCCGACAAUGGCUUCCCCAGCAUUGACUGGCAGAACUUGGAUUUCCCUGCUGAGAGCAUGUUCACUGCCCAAACAGGCUCCGUAGCCCAAGCAGUGGCUACUGCAUUCGCUGGCGGAAACAAAGCAGCAGCCCAUCACGUUGCUGAUACGCAUGCUCUUGUUGAUACCCAUGCCAAGGUCCACGUUGUGAACUAG